This is a messenger RNA of Amborella trichopoda, 1921 nucleotides long. RefSeq names its product 63 kDa inner membrane family protein (gene ALB3). Gene Ontology annotation, biological process: protein insertion into membrane; thylakoid membrane organization; protein localization to chloroplast. The record is from RefSeq and is a predicted model, not a curated record. Gene Ontology annotation, cellular component: chloroplast thylakoid membrane. Lineage: Eukaryota; Viridiplantae; Streptophyta; Magnoliopsida; Amborellales; Amborellaceae. Gene Ontology annotation, molecular function: membrane insertase activity.
AGGAUAAUCUUCCACUCCCUCUCUCCUCUCUCUCAUCAUCUUUCUCAAUUCCUUUGGGAAAGAGAGAAACGUGGUACAAUUCAGAGAAAAACCCAAGAAAUUCCAGAGAAAACUCAUUCAAAAUGAGUAAAUCUCUUCUGUAUUCUUCCUUUCUCUUGGGCACCCCGCUUCCUUCUCUGCAUCACCAAAGAUCCAAUGGAGCUUUUCCUCUUCCUAACAAGCCUCGAAGGACCCAUUUUAAUGUUAAAUUCAGCCUUCACGACUUUAACCAAUUCCAUGAAUUGGGUUCUUUAGUAGACUUUGAGAGAAUUAUGGGAAGAGCAGAGGGGCUUCUUUACACUCUUGCUGAUGCUGCUGUUUCCACGGACCCAAGUGUCACAGCCUCGACCGAAACAGUCCAGAAGAACGGCGGGUGGUUUGGGUUCAUUUCUGACACCAUGGAAGUUGUUUUGAAGGUCUUGAAAGAUGGGCUUUCUACUGUACAUGUUCCAUAUGCAUAUGGAUUUGCAAUCAUAUUGCUAACGGUUCUUGUUAAAAUAGCUACAUUUCCCUUGACAAAGAAACAGGUGGAGUCAACGUUGGCUAUGCAAAAUCUUCAACCAAAGAUCAAAGCUAUUCAACAAAGAUAUGCAGGCAAUCAGGAAAGGAUCCAGCUAGAGACAGCCCGUCUAUACAAACAAGCUGGAGUUAAUCCGUUGGCUGGAUGUUUACCCACUUUGGCUACAAUACCAGUUUGGAUUGGUUUAUAUCAGGCCCUUUCCAAUGUUGCAAAUGAGGGAUUGCUCACAGAAGGUUUCUUUUGGAUUCCCUCUUUGGCUGGCCCCACCACCAUCGCUGCACGACAAAGUGGAUCUGGAAUUUCAUGGCUCAUCCCAUUUGUGGAUGGUCAUCCACCCUUGGGCUGGUCUGACACAGCAGCAUACCUUGUGUUGCCUGUGCUCCUUGUGGUUUCUCAAUAUAUAUCAAUGGAACUCAUGAAGCCACCUCAGACUGAUGAUCCAGCUUCGAAGAACUCUCUACUCAUUUUUAAAUUUCUUCCUCUUAUGAUUGGCUAUUUCUCUCUCUCUGUACCAUCGGGAUUAUCAAUCUACUGGUUCACAAAUAACGUUUUGAGUACGGCCCAACAAGUUUGGCUACGAAAUCUAGGUGGUGCAAAACCUGUGGUAGAUGAGGAUGCAAGUGGAAUCAUCAGCGCUGGAAGGGCAAAACGGUCAGAAUCCCAGGCGGUCACAACUGUGGAACCACGGCGUGGUGAUAGGUUUAAGCAAUUGAAAGAAGAGGAAAGCAAGAAAAAAUUAAAUAAAUCAAUGCAAGAAGUGCAGGUAAUGGCCUCAACAUCGGAAACUGAUGAUAGUUCCGAGGAAGAGGGACAAGACAAGGAACUCCUUGAAGAGACAUAUACUUCCACUGGCAGUGAGAGAAUUGUUGAUUAUUCUGGACAGAGGAGGAGCAAACGUUCAAAGAGAAAGCGGGUCUCUUCAUAAAUAUUAUUACUUUUUUUCCGGCUGUCUGCUCUUCGUGUGGUAACUAGAAAAAGUAUGGUACUGUCCUAAUGACUGGAAAACCAGAGUCAUUAGGAUCAUCGCUGUUAAUUAUGGAUGGUGAUGGACAACGAGUGGGCCCACUGUUAGGUCAUACAAUGUUCUUGGUUCUCACCCUCUCCAACACUGUCUGUUGUUUCAAUUGAUGGUGAUGACUGAGGAGUAGAUAACACUUUCCCAUAACCAAGUACUUCUUGACUGUUCUUUCUUUUUGUUUACAAGAGUGAAUAAUUUUAUUUGAAACUAAGUGUGACAAAAUUCAAAAUAUGUAUGCUCCGUCUUUGAUCCCCUUUUGGAGUAUGAAACAAUUUACUGUCAUCAUUUUUAGAAUUAAUUAAAUUUCUCAACUUUCUUGAUGAUGGAAGGGUUUCUUUAGGUCA